GCAGCAAAACAAAAAGCAGCACAGUUUGAAACUCACAAUUAAUGUACGCAGGUGAAACGGAAUGCAGUGAAACUUUGUGAAACGUUUCUCCAUGAUGUGUCGUGCAAGUCCUAAUCUACGGCAGCCGCCUUCUCUAGCACUGGAACGAGUCUUCUAAGCUCGACAGUUGCACGGUUUUGUUUCAGUGAUACUGCCAGAAGAAGACAACGAAGAAGACGGUCGGUUUUGAUCUGCAGUAAGUGACCUGCGUGUGCCGCGUCGCUGUUCCCGUCCCCGUUUGCAUAACAUUACUGCGUACGCGCGUGUGAGCAGCGCACUGCCGUCGUCUUCGGUCGUCCGAAUCAAGUGUUCAUCGGCUAGCACGCAUCGUUUAAUGUUGUGUUUUUCACCCGUUUGACCAGUUCGAGUGCGUCCGUCCGAGCCGAGUUUUGGUUUGUGAAGCUGAAUCCAUCGAGAUGGUGGUCAGUGUUGUGCUGUCAGAGGAGCGCGGCCAUCGUCACUGCCGCGGAUGAAUGGUGAUCGUGCGCUUUACUACACGAUCGAGAAGAAAGUUACGUCGUGAUACUUUGUCCGCCUGUGUCUGUUUGUUUGAUAAAUUUAGAGAAAUCGAUCGCGGCACCGGCAGUAAGUUUUUGUCCUUAAAGUGGACCCAAGCGAAAGGUGGCCGAAAGCAGAGAGGCAGGCGCACCAAAGUGCUUCCGUGUGCGUCCAGCAGUUCUGAUGAUCAAGCAGUUUGAAGGGAACGAAAAUACAGUUCGCACUCAAGCGGAAAAAGAAGCUAAAGUGUAAAGUGUGGUGCCUCUUUCUCUGACGUCCGAGUGUGUGUCCCUUUUGCAAUCGGCCGUAAAGCUUUAAUAGAAAAAAGAAGCACAGUGCAUCCACAUCGGCGGCCAGCAACCAGCCAGCCAGUUCGAGCCUGUCUGCGUGUCACUCCGAUCGAAGGUGGCGUUUGUGGCAUUUUCGGCAUUGUGAAAUUAUUCCUAUCGCCAACAUAGUCCGUUGGUGCUGUAGUCGUCGUCGUCGUCGUCGUCGCAGUCGGGGAGCCAUAGCGGUCGCGCUCAAAUGCUGUCGAUGUUGAAAGUGAAGCAAAAAUGAAGUGUAAAUGCAAUACCGCUGCAAUCGCUGUCGUGUCAAAAGUGGGCAAACCCAUCCAAAUAGCUUCGUUGUCGUCGUCAUCAUCAUCAUCAUCAUCAUCAUCAACCCUGCGCGCCGGUAUAGGCAGCUCAAAGAAAGCGCAUAGGUGGUGCGUGCGGUAGCGACCGACCAAUGCUCUGUGGUUCAUUUAUUUCCGUACUUCCUACGCGCGCUGCACAUGCACACACAGCACAUCGGUCAGCGGAUUCUGUUUUGUGUUAGUGUGAGUUGCUGCACCAGUAGAAUACCAAUCCGUUAGUUCAAGCGGUCCCCGCUGCAGAGGUGCGAUUAGUUUUAAUUAGUUACGAAUUUAGGGUGAUUCGUCAAGCCAAAAUUUACGACGAUAGUGGUGCAACUUAUUGCAACGGAAUAGAAGCAUUCUAAGCCUGCAACGCCAACACGCAGCCAUUUGCAGUGAAUUUAGUUGUGGAAGGUUGUAAAAGUACGCGCGUGCGCGCAUAACCGUCCCAUCAUCGUCAUCGUUUUUAUUACGGCCCGACCGUCCGAUCACUUUCUGCGUCAACUGUCGCCGUGGGUGUGCAGGAGCAGGCCGAAGCUUACGUUCAACCAGUCCGCCAGACUAGGAACGGGAAGCAAAGUUCUGACUGCGACUGAGUGAGCAAUCCAGUGAUCGUGCACGCAGUGUUUAGCACAAGGGUUAACAAACAAACGCCGCAAAGUGGUGACAAAAUAUCUACUGCAAAGUAAGUACAGUAACAUAGCAACCGGGCGACAAUCGACCAUUCAAGAUGCCUUUCGGACUGAAGCUGAAAAAAUCCCGCCACUACAAUGUCAUGUCCAAGAGCCUGUUCGUCAUAUCCGUCGAUCAUCUAGAUUCGUCAACCAAAAUCGAUUGUACGCUCAGCUCGGAAAGCACUGGCCAGGAGUGUUUGGAUAAUGUGUGCCAAAGAAUCUCGAUCCAGCAGCCAGAGUUCUUUGGCCUUCGCUAUGUGGUCAAAGGUACGACCGACGAGAUGCGAUGGGUCGACCUAGAGCGUCCGCUCAGCCGCCAGCUGGAGAAAUAUUCCGCCAACUCGAAGGUGCUACAUCUGCGCGUGAUGUACUACGUACUAUCGGGCGUCAGUUUGAUACAGGACGAGGGCACACGGAACUACUACUUCCUGCAGCUGAAGCACGACGUGGUGGAAGGGCGCAUCAGCUGUGAUCCGCGACAAGCGGUCAUACUGGCCAACUAUAGCCGGCAAGCCGAGUACGGCAAUCAUCAGGAUCGCCAUACGGUCGAGUACCUGAAGACGUUACUCUCCUUCCCGCAGGAAAUGGUCCAUGCCAACCUGCUCGAGGCGCUCACCGAGCAGGUAAUUCAGCAGGCCCACGAGCUGCACAACGUGACGCAAGGUGAGGCGGAAAGUCUGUACAUAUCCGCCUGCCAGCAGCUCGAUGGGUACGGGCAGGAAACGUUCACGGCAAAGAACGACACCGGACUGGAGGUAAUGCUAGGAAUCUCAGUGUCAGGCAUCAUUGUGGCUAGUGACACAAACAAGUUCUACCCCUGGCGCGACAUUACGAACGUGGUCAACCACAAGCGUGCGUUCAACAUCGAGUGUACGGUGCCACGAGAAAGUGCUGGGUUCACGGUGACGGAUGUGGCAACGGGUCGGUACAUCUGGAAGCUCUGUGCGUUGCAGCAUCGGUUCUAUGUUACGUACGAGCAGAACCUAACGCAGGCGAGCCAAAUGAACUUGAAUCUGUUCCAAAACAUGGGCGACAAUUUAAACGACAGUCGAGACGAUCUGUUAAGCGAACAGCAAUAUAUACACGCGCAGCAGCAACAGCAACAACAACAGCAGCAACAACAACAGCAGCAUCAGCCUAGUCCAUCGCCGGGAGGAUCACAACCUCCGUACCAGGGCCCGAUGGGAACGACGAGUUGGCCCAGCACGCACGAGCUUGCAUCGCAUUCGUCGAACAUGUGGAGCAGUGGAGCACACCAACAUCAUGCUAUAGUAGAUACACAGCCAGGUGGAGGAGGAGGACCGAGCGGGCCUGGUGUGCAUCUAUCCUCCAGCAAUAUUGCGAUUGCGACUGGUGCCGGCGGAAGCAUUACUAAUCUCAACAACCUCAACCCGGCAAACAUGAUGCAAUCGUCCCGCUCCUCAGGGCUCGAUAUUAAUCUAAACUCGACUUCCACCACCGCGGUGCCAUUGGAGUAUUCGAACCAAAUGGGUUCCAGCUGGGGUCUGAAUCCUGUCGGCUCGAAUGCGUCACUCAUCAACCGGGCACAAAGUUCGUCCUGUUUGGAUCUAAGCAACAACAACUUGACCCCAGACCGGGACCGGCUAAAAGCACUUCUGCCAACCUAUCGACCAGCGCCAGACUACGAGACGGCCAUCCAGCAAAAGUACCGUUCGAGCAGUAACGAUGUGCGGCUUGUCAAUGGGAGUCUGCUGCAUCUGUCCGCCUCCCAGAUGCUUCUAGCACAGGAGCAACAACAUCAGCAGCAAGUUGCAUCGGCCGGACAUCAUCUCGAGUACGGGAUUACGGGCAGCCAGCCAGACGUGUCCUUCUAUGGGCAGCAUUUGCAGCAACAGCAGCAGCAGCAGCAGCAGCAGCAGCAGCAGCAGCAACAACAAUCUGCCGCCCAGCAGGUGCAUCAGCAACCCUAUCCGGACGUAACGCACCACACAACGACCCAUAUCAUCGGUCCGCAUUACUCCGAUGCGUCCGAUUACGGGUUAACACAUCGAUUUAAAAUGAUGCGACUAGUGAAACCACCUCCCCCCUAUCCUGCAAAUCGACUCAGCUCAACAUCGACCCCCGAUUUGGCGUCCCAUCGGGCACUGCUCGGUUUGCGAAGUGCACAGGUGUCUGGCUCUAGUCCGGAUCUGGUCUCAACCCGCCCGCUGAUGAACCACCACCAUCAUGCGGCGCAUCUUCCACAGCAUCAGCUGCAGAUUGCGCAUCUUUCACAAAGCGGUGGACAGGUUUGCUAUCCCGGGCUGACAGCUGCCGGCAAUCCUCACGCACAGUUGCACCAUUCACAGACGAUGCUGCCACACGGCACGUACGAAAAUCUGAACUUCAUGGAGAAUCUAACAUCAACGAAAGCUGGCCUAAUAUCGGCGGCGAAUCAAGCCGCCCCGGGCAAUGUGUACUACUACGUGCCGGGUGGAAUGGAGCAUCUGUUGCUUGCGGGUGGCAACACACCGGCUAGCGAUAGCAACAGUCCGUCCUACCAUGCUACUGCCAACGGUCACAUCGGCUUAACGGCCAAAGCUCACCUGAACCGCUCAUCUCAACACAUUAACGGUUCGAUCGAACCGAUUUACGAAAAUGUGCCACUGCCGUGGAAGGAUGACAAUGAAUCGCUUGGGGAGAUACGCAACCGAACAGCAAGCGUGCAGUCGGCACCAAGUGUACAGCAUCAGCCUACGAUGCGACCGAUGCCUCCAACGCCACCGCAACCCCAAACGCCAACCGGCACUAGCGCUCCGGUGAACGUUUUGGAUGGUGGAUCGUUUAAUUUUCAAGCACAGACAUCGCAACAACAGCAGCAACAGCUACAACAUAACCAGACCAAACAGCAACAGCAACACCAACUGCAACAGGAACAGUCGACAGGACGACAACCACUGUUACAGCAACGGGCUUCUGAAGUGGGUAGUUCAAACACAGCAGUGGGUCCACCUGCUCCAUCCAACGCUGAAGUGCCAAAACACCAAACCUCCAACGAUCCGGCAACUGCAAACCCGAAGCUGAACAGUUCCUCCACCGCAAUAACAGCUGCGCCAUCGACUGUAACAAUCGCCACGAACAAGGAACCACCGGUGGCCAUGAAUCGAUCACAUUCGUCAAACAAUGUCCUCGAUGCUUCCCAAUACUCCAACUACACGCUGAAUGAAACCGUCCAGAGUGGUAGCGCGCGCAAUGGUGGUCACAAUGAUUCCGGUAUCAGCUCGAUCACGGGAUCGACACAUCUCGGUGGUAUUGGGGGCAGCACUACUAGCCGCAAUACCACCCAAAACAGCAGCUCAACCAACAACAAUAACAACAACACGUCCACAUCGUCCUCUUCCGUGAAGGAAACAAAACGAAAGCGCAUAUGGGAAAUUCUUGGCGGUCGGUCGAAAAACUCGGCCGACAAGCAGAAAAGUGCCACGCUUGGUCGGGAGAAGGAUCGCAAAAAGAAGGGCUCGGUCGACCCCGGCACGGAGGGUGGCGGGAGCGGUGGAAGUGCCAACUCUUCCAUGAACGAGGGCGCAAACGCAGGACAGCUGCGACACCGUUGGUCCACGGGCUUGCCACGACUGCAGCCACUGCCGGCGAAUAUCAGCAAGGAGAAGUUGUGCUCUUUGCUUGAGUCCAAACUGGCAGAUCCUCAGCUGUACUGCGAGUUUGAGCGUAUACCGAAACGUAGCGACAGUGCCAGCUAUAACUGUGCCUUAGCGGAAGACAAUAAAAACAAGAACUUUGAUUCAACGUUUCUACCAUACGAUAAUAAUCGCGUACGGCUAACACCGACACGGGACAAUCGCAUGGGAUAUGUAAAUGCGUCCCACAUAACUAGCACUGUUGGCAACAAGCAAAGAUUUUACAUUGUUGCCGAAAGCCCGAACGACACGCUGACGACAAACAUUUUCUGGCAGUGUGUCUGGGAAGCGGACGUCUAUCUGUUGGUGCAACUAUCCAAAGAGCUUAACUACAUCCCACAAACCAGCGAACGGUGUUUGGAGUAUGGACAGUACCAAGUGUGGCGCGAGUUCUCGCAAGAAACCGAUCGGUGUACAACGAGCAAAUUGCGCGUAUACCACACGCAAAGCCGGCGAUAUCGUUCAGUUUGGCAUAUAUCCUACACGGAGUGGGCCGAUCAGAACUGUCCGGGAGAUGUGGGACAUUUUUUGGGAUUCCUGGAAGAGUUGAAUUCAGUACGGCUGGCGUCUAUUGCGGAAGUGCCACCAUCGCACAAUACCAAUCCACCAGUUCUCAUACACUGUAACGAAGGGGGCGGUCGUACGGGCGUGACCUUAGUGGCAGAUUUGCUACUUUACACACUGGAUCAUAAUCAGGAUAUAGAUAUACCACGAUUGAUAGGUCAGAUUCGUCAACAGCGGGACAACAUCAUACCAUCAUUAGCGCAGUACAAAUUCAUCCAUGCACUGCUCAUACACUACUUGAAACAAAACAGACUGAUUUAAGGCUAAUCGGGCGCGGAACACACUGUUGGGUGCUAAAUGCUGUAGGCGAAUUUUUUACUUCUUCUGGCCACAUGCAUGAUCUUUGUAUGGAAGGAGUCACGAUCAUCAUGCGACACUAAAUCCAAGAAACAAAACGUGCCUUUGUAAGCAAGAGCAAGAAUUGGUGAUACAGUGAAAUUGUUCGUUAAAGCAACGACUGAUGAUCGGUUAACUACCAAUGAACGUGCCUGAUCGUACAAGAAGGAAUAACGGAUUUACAUGAAAAAAAACCAUACGAUCAACGUGAGAUUUAGUAUUAAUUUAGACGAAAAUAAUGUAUUAUUUGAUCUUUUCUUUUACCCUUUGUAACACGCUAAUAACGAAAGACCUGCGUGUUAAUACGUGGAAUGAUGAUGCGUUUUAGCCUAGCUAGUAUUCAAAAACCUAUUAAUGCAACAAUUACAGUGUGAGGUUACAAAAUGGAAUUAAUUAAACACACUGCUCAACACAGCCAUCGUGCUGCAUCGUGCGUUGUUGAGGCGAAACAGUUAAGUUGUAAGUGCAACCACCAGUAUAAAGAGCUGCUUUUCGGCAAAUGAUAUGGAAUUGUGCUAAAUUAGUAAUGUUUUUUUUUUUAACUAACUCGUUUACCCGUUAAUGGUGGAAUGUUUGCAGGUGCGUAGAUUAAUUUUAUUUUAAAUGUGCAAAUGGAGAAAACAGGAUAACGCAAAAGUAUUUCCUUCGCUGUAGUAAUAGGCUAUUAUUUAUGUACGUCUUUAUGUGACCCGCUAGUGUUGGCUGUAUUUUAUAUCUGUAGGUAAAUGACGCGCUAUGUAUUGUAAUAAAAUUGGACAAACAUUUGAA
Messenger RNA from Anopheles merus, 7130 nucleotides. It is a transcript of the gene Pez, whose product is annotated as tyrosine-protein phosphatase non-receptor type 21. The transcript is spliced from 7 exons. Gene Ontology annotation, cellular component: cytoskeleton. Gene Ontology annotation, biological process: protein dephosphorylation. Bases 1884 to 6287 code for a protein of 1467 amino acids. Lineage: Eukaryota; Metazoa; Arthropoda; Insecta; Diptera; Culicidae. Gene Ontology annotation, molecular function: protein tyrosine phosphatase activity. The record is from RefSeq and is a predicted model, not a curated record.